Molecule: messenger RNA, 736 nt
Organism: Psammomys obesus (fat sand rat)
Lineage: Eukaryota; Metazoa; Chordata; Mammalia; Rodentia; Muridae
Gene: Txnl4a
Product: thioredoxin like 4A
Exons: 4
Coding region: 122-550 (142 amino acids)
Biological process (GO): mRNA splicing, via spliceosome
Cellular component (GO): U4/U6 x U5 tri-snRNP complex; U5 snRNP; spliceosomal complex
Source: RefSeq, a predicted model, not a curated record
AAGAAAACGUCAGCACGUACCGGCGCGGGAGGCGCCAGGACUGCGACGAGGACUCGGUGGUCCGGCCGCGUGGGCUCACACGAGGCAGCUCGCGGCGUCCGGCCGCGCGGGACUGCUCAAGAUGUCGUACAUGCUUCCGCAUCUGCACAAUGGCUGGCAGGUAGACCAGGCCAUUCUUUCGGAGGAGGACCGCGUGGUCGUCAUUCGUUUCGGACACGACUGGGACCCCACUUGCAUGAAGAUGGACGAGGUUCUGUACAGCAUCGCCGAGAAGGUUAAAAAUUUUGCAGUUAUUUAUCUUGUGGAUAUCACAGAAGUGCCGGACUUCAACAAGAUGUAUGAGCUGUAUGACCCUUGCACUGUCAUGUUUUUCUUCAGAAACAAGCAUAUCAUGAUUGAUUUGGGCACUGGCAACAACAACAAGAUCAACUGGGCCAUGGAAGACAAGCAAGAGAUGGUUGACAUCAUAGAGACCGUGUACCGUGGGGCUCGCAAAGGCCGGGGUCUGGUGGUGUCUCCCAAGGACUACUCCACUAAGUACAGAUACUGAGCACUGCCCUCCCAGGCUGUGCAGAGGACACUGGGAGCCACUUCCGUGUAGACACACUCAGCUCUUCAGAGCCUUUGGAAAGGGCUUGCAGCACAACAUGGCUGUAGGGCUGGAGGAUCCUUGAGCUGAGAGUUCUGGGGCCUUAACUAGCUGAAGCAAAUAAACAUGGUGAAGGAACAGUAGAAA